This is a messenger RNA of Naegleria gruberi, 2141 nucleotides long. Its product is annotated as WD40 repeat domain-containing protein. The coding region runs from base 3 to 1268 and encodes 421 amino acids. The transcript has a single exon. Gene Ontology annotation, biological process: iron-sulfur cluster assembly. NCBI's taxonomy places the organism in Eukaryota, Heterolobosea, Eutetramitea, Acrasida, Naegleriidae. Gene Ontology annotation, molecular function: protein binding. The record is from RefSeq and is a predicted model, not a curated record. Gene Ontology annotation, cellular component: cytosolic [4Fe-4S] assembly targeting complex.
AAAUGACCACAAACGACGAUUUAGCAGCAUUAACAACACAAGAAAUUAUUAGUGCAGUGGAGGGAAAUGUCUCUGAUCAUGAGGAGAGUGUUUGGUCGAUAGCUUGGCAUCCAAAAUAUUCUAAUUUAUUGGCAACUUGUUCAUCGGACAAGACUGUGAGGUUGUAUUAUGUGAGAGUGUUGAGUCCUUCGGGAAGAUUAUUUGCCAAGUGUAUUGAUGUGUUGGAAAAUCAACAUAAUAGAACAAUUAGGAGAGUAGAUUGGUCUCUUCCGAGUGGAAAUGCUCUUGCUUGUGCUAGUUUUGAUGGUACAAGCUCUAUUUGGAUUCUUUUGCAAAACAAAUUGCAAAAUCAUUUACAAGCCUUGGAAGAGGAAUCACAAAAUAGCAAAGAAUCAUCACCAACAACAUCAGCAAAUUUAGGACUAUUGAAAUGUGUAUCUACUUUAGAAGGACAUGAAAAUGAAGUAAAAUCCGUAGCUUGGAAUUAUAAAUCAGCCUCAUUGAUGGAUCAAUCCGAUGAUCAUGAUGGAGAGGAUGGUGAUUGUGGACUCUUGGCUACGUGCGGACGUGACAAAACUGUUUGGGUUUGGGAAGCAAUUGAUAAGGUUGGAUUCUCUGAUUUUGAUUGUAAUUCUGUUUGCAGUGGUCACACUCAAGAUGUUAAAUUUGUUGCUUGGCAUCCAUUGACAAGAUCAAAUAUGCCAUCCUUAUUAUAUAGUGCAUCCUAUGAUAAUACAAUUCGUAUAUGGAAAGAAGGAGGAUUUGAAGAAGAUCACGAUCGUCAAAGUGAUGAAUGGAAAUGUGUUGGUAUUUUGAGAGGCCAUACCAGCACUGUUUGGGGACUUGCAUUUGAACCUCAAUUGAGUAGUGAUGACCCUGAAUAUCCUCAAUAUAUGGUUAGUGUUGGAGAUGAUAAGUCACUCAUUCUCUGGCGUGAAGAUGUAGUAGGCAAUUAUAUUGAUAUGAAUGUAACCCAAGUUCAAACAAUUUCAGAUGUACACACCAGAACGAUUUAUUAUGUUGAUUGGUGUGUUUACAAACAUCCAUCUACUGGUCAAUCGAUUUCUCUUGUUGCAACAGCUGGAGGUGAUAACACUAUUGCAAUUUAUCAAUUUGAUACCACCACAAGACAACUCAAAUUAUUAACCAAAAUUGCUAAUGCACACGAUUCUGACAUUAAUUGUUGUAUAUGGAAUAAGAAUGAAUUUGGUUUGUUAUCAUCAUGUUCUGAUGAUGGUGCAGUCAAAUUCUGGAAAUUAAAAAUGUAAAUUAUUAUUCCAAAAAAGUGUUUUUUAAUACAAUAAAAUUUAAAAAAUUAAUCUACCAAACUAAUCUUCAUAUCCAAGUUACGAACGGUUUCCCAAUAAGUAUCAGGAUUUGUCCUCUUCAAAUAUCUCAUCAUUCUCUUUCUUCUAUUGACUAUCACUUGCAAUUUUCUUGAUGAAGCAUAAUCCUUGUGGUUGGUUUUCAAAUGUUCAGUGAGAGCCUUGAUACGUUCAGUAAGGACAGCAAUUUGAACUGGUGCACUUCCUGUAUCACGUGGAGCCAUUUGGAAACGCAAAAUUUGAGUUUGCUUCUUUUGUUUGUUAAUUUCUGGUUUUGAGGCAGUGUCCCAGUUGAAAAUCUUCUUGACUUGUUCCAAAGCAGAAUCGGAAACUGGUGAAAGAAUACCAGCAUCAUUUCCUUCCAUACCAAUUGGUGUUUCAGUGGAGGACAUUCCAGUAGCUAAAAAGUCAUCAGACUUGAUACCACAACGAAAUUCCACAGUAGUUUUGUCAUUAUAAUCUCUGACCUUCCAUUCGUGUCUCUUUUUCUUUGGAAUUGUGAGGAAUGGUGAUUCAAUAGCUGGAUAUUUAGAUUUAUCAAAAGCUUUCAUUUUAGUAUAAUCCCAAACUGGGUUACCGUGUCUAUCGAGUUUAGGUGGUUGCAUAUAUCUUUCCUUCAUGUGUGAUUUAGCGACUGGGAAGGUAUCUUCAAUAUAACGUGGUGAUGGAAGAUUUUCUUCUCCUUCUUGUUGCUUUUCACUUGGUCGGAUGGAUGUAUGGAAGUUUUGUUGUUGUGUUUUUAAGAAGAGAGAACCUGGUGAUGGUUUAGAACCAAAGGCCAAAGCCUUGCAGGAUGAAUUAGAAAUAAAGCUACGC